This is a messenger RNA of Antrostomus carolinensis (chuck-will's-widow), 2484 nucleotides long. RefSeq names its product ADAM metallopeptidase with thrombospondin type 1 motif 18 (gene ADAMTS18). Gene Ontology annotation, molecular function: metalloendopeptidase activity. Gene Ontology annotation, biological process: extracellular matrix organization; proteolysis. Gene Ontology annotation, cellular component: extracellular matrix. Lineage: Eukaryota; Metazoa; Chordata; Aves; Caprimulgiformes; Caprimulgidae. The annotation marks the transcript as partial. The transcript is spliced from 15 exons. The record is from RefSeq and is a predicted model, not a curated record.
ACCCUUCAGCUGUGCUGCCUCUGUUGCAUGUCUCGUGCAGCAACUUUAACCAGUGACAGCAUCAGUGAAUUGAAUCAUGAUUAUGUAUUUGUGACACCUGUCAAAGUGGAUUCCAGUGGAUCGUACAUUUCACAUGAUGUUUUGCACAGUACUAGGAGAAAGAGAUCAACUCAGAGUUCAAAGAGUUCCUUGCACUACAAAUUUUCAGCAUUUGGACAGGAACUUCACUUAGAACUUAAACCUUCGACCAUUUUAAGCAACAGUUUUAUUGUCCAGGUACUCGGGAAAGAUGGAGUCUCAAAUUCUCAGGAACAUGAAAUUGAGCAGUGUUUCUACCAGGGAUUUAUAAGGAAUGAUAGCACCUCUUCGGUAGCAAUAUCUACAUGUGUAGGCUUGUCAGGUUUGAUAAGGACACGGAAGAUCGAGUUCCUUAUUUCUCCAUUACCUCAGCAGCUAGCACAGGAGCACAACUACACAUCACCUGCUGGACACCAUCCUCAUGUAUUAUAUAAACGAACUGCAGAAGAGAAGGUGCACCGGUACACAGUACAGUCGAAUCCCAAAUACUUUUCUUUUGGUCAUCACAGAAUUCCCACUUCCCACAAGUAUCAUGCUCAAGCGAAUGGUUACCACCAUGGAAAGUUUCAAAAGCAACAUUUUUGUGGACGUCGCAAGAAAUAUGCACCUAAGCCACCCACAGGAGAAACAUACAUUCGCUCGGAUGAAUACGGGACUUCUGCAAGGUUCAAAAGGUCAUCUGCUAAAAUUCAGAAAAAUGGAAGUUUAAAUGUUGAAACCCUUGUUGUGGCAGAUAAAAAAAUGUUGGAGAAACAUGGCAAGGAAAAUGUAACAACGUACAUCUUAACAGUUAUGAAUAUGGUCUCUAGUCUGUUUAAAGAUGGAACAAUUGGAAGCGAUAUAAACAUUAUCGUUGUGAGUCUUCUUCUUUUGGAACAAGAGCCUGGUGGAUUACUGAUUAACCACCAUGCAGACCAGUCACUGAACAGCUUUUGCCAAUGGCAAUCUGCUCUGGUUGGGAAGAAUGGGAAGCGCCAUGACCAUGCCAUCUUGCUUACAGGUUUUGAUAUCUGCUCUUGGAAAAAUGAGCCCUGUGAUACUUUAGGGUUUGCACCUAUCAGUGGCAUGUGCAGCAAAUACCGUAGUUGCACCAUUAAUGAAGAUACAGGCCUUGGACUGGCUUUUACAAUUGCUCAUGAAUCUGGACACAACUUUGGUAUGAUUCAUGAUGGAGAAGGAAACCCUUGUAGAAAAGCUGAGGGUAAUAUUAUGUCUCCCACACUCACAGGAAACAAUGGAGUGUUUUCUUGGUCUGUAUGCAGCAGGCAGUAUCUCAACAAAUUUCUCAGUACAGCUCAAGCUGCCUGCCUGAUUGAUGAACCUAAGCAAACAGGACUGUAUAAAUACCCUGACAAACUGCCAGGGCAGAUCUAUGAUGCUGAUACCCAGUGCAAAUGGCAAUUUGGAAUGAAAGCAAAACUGUGCAACCUCAGCUUUGUAAAGGAUAUAUGCAAAUCUCUCUGGUGUCACAAAGUGGGUCAUAGGUGUGAGACAAAGUUCAUGCCAGCAGCAGAAGGCACAGCUUGUGGUAUAAGUAUGGUACCGCUAACUUUGAUGGGAUAUUCUUUGGCAUUCUUUUGGCAGUGGUGUCGAAGAGGACAGUGUGUCAAAUAUGGUGAUCAUGGACCCAAGCCUGUAAAUGGCCAAUGGUCUGCCUGGUCCGAGUGGUCAGAGUGUACUCGCACUUGUGGAGGUGGGGUCACAUAUCAAGAAAGACACUGCAAUAAUCCAAAGCCACAGUAUGGUGGCAAAUUCUGCCAAGGUUCCAGUCGUAUUUAUCAACUUUGUAAUAAUCAGCCAUGCCCAGCAGAGAGUUUGGACUUCCGUGCCCAGCAGUGUGCAGAAUACAACAGCAAACCUUUCCGGGGAUGGUACUACAAAUGGAAGCCAUAUACUAAAGUGGAAGAGGAAGAUAGAUGUAAAUUGUAUUGCACAGCUGAAGACUUUGACUUUUUCUUUGCAAUGUCCAGCAAAGUGAAGGAUGGAACUCUGUGUUCUCCAAAUAAAUAUGAUGUUUGCAUUGAUGGAAUAUGUGAACAAGUAGGGUGUGAUCAUGGACUUGGUUCCAAAGCUGUAUUGGAUGCUUGUGGAGUUUGUAAAGGAGAUAAUUCAACAUGCAAGUUCUUUAAAGGCCAAUACUUGAUCCAGCACAAAGCUAAUGACUAUUAUGCCGUGGUCACUAUUCCAGCAGGAGCACGCAGUAUACAGCUCCAUGAAAUGCAAAUCUCCACCAGCUACCUUGCAGUGCGCAACCUCAGUAAAAAGUAUUAUCUAACAGGAGACUGGACCAUUGACUGGCCAGGAAAGUUCUCUUUUGCUGGAACAGUUUUUGAUUAUCAACGCUCUUUUAACCAUCCAGAGAGUCUAUAUGCAGCAGGACCGACUAAUGAGACGCUGGUCUUUGAA